CAACGUUGGAAAAACAACAACACUUUGCAUGCGGUGCGGUGUGAAGUUUCCUGAUUUCCGACAUUCCCAUGGUCAGUGAACGCAGCAUCGGGGACAUCGCUGCCUGUAGAAGGAGCUCUUUCUGUCCCUUACCUAAUUCUCAGCCAAACGUACACAAACAUGGCGAUAUCACAGGCGGUCAGGAUGCAGUCUUCUCUUCGGUGUGCGUUAUAUUUAGUCGUCCUCGCCUUUGGUGGAAUAAAUUCAUCGACGCUUCGUUCACAUUUGGAGCAGCGGUUCAUGCCUCCUCAAAACAGGGGCUUUUUCACUAUAGAAGCUGAUGUGCUUUCUCCAGAUGGAGGUGGAGGUGGCGCCGCAGCUCCAGCGCUGCCCCUGGCCGACCGUAGUACCCCUAAAGGCGGGUCGAUCUCUGGUACCAACCCGCAGCAUCGAAGCCGCCGGAGUAGCGGAGAAUCGGCCAUGCCAAGGGUGUACGGACAGGCCAACCUGAACGACUCUCAUAAUCAGAUGGUCGUCCACUGGGCUGGAGAGAAGAGCAACGUCAUUGUAGCCUUGGCGCGGGACAGUGCUGCAGCCACGGGGCCAAAAACCAGCUCUGUCUACGUGUCCUACGACUACGGGACGACGUUCCUGCUUAUCUCAGAAAAGUUUCAGCUUUCAGCGACCAAGUUCAAGGAAGGCACGAAGCAGGUCAUCUCCCAGUUUUACCACAGCCCAGCCGACAACAGGAGGUACCUCUUUGUGGACUCCACCAACAACUACCUGUGGAACACUUUUGAUUUCUGUAAAACUGUUCAGGGAUUCUCCCUGCCCUUCAAACCAGCAGACCUGCUGCUCCACAGCACGAAGUCCAACCUGGUGCUGGGCUACGACAGCUCUCAUCCAAACAAACAGCUCUGGAAGUCUGACGACUUUGGGGAGACGUGGGUUUUGAUUCAGGAACACGUGAAGGCCUACUUUUGGGGUGUGGAACCCUACGAUCCUCCGACUACAGUGCUGGUGCAGAGGCACGAGCCCCAGGGCGUCUCCACCGUCCUCAGCAGCGUCGACUUCUUCCAGAGUGAGCAGAACCGCAGAGUGAUCCUGGAGCAGGUGGACAGUUUCCAGCUGCGGGAGAAAUACAUGUUCGCCACCACCACACGGAAACUGCUUGGCAGCCACGAGCCGUCGUCUGUUCAGCUCUGGGUCUCCUACAACCGCCAGCCGAUGAAAGCUGCCCAGUUCAUGACCCGCCAUCCAAUCACAGAGUACUACAUAGCAGAUGCGUCUGAGGAGCAGGUGUUUGUGUGUGUGAACCACCUCAACAACAUCACACACCUCUACAUCUCGGACACUCAGGGCCUGUCCUUCUCCCUGUCGCUGGAGAACGUGCUGUAUUACAGUCCCGAGGGCACAGGCAGCAACACGCUGAUCAGGUACUUCGCCAAUGAGCCGUUUGCAGACCUGCAUCCCGUGGAGGGUGUGCGUGGCGUCUUCAUCGCCACACUCAUCAACGGCUCGGUCAGCGAGAAUAACAUGCGAUCCGUCAUCACCUUUGACAAAGGAGGAACAUGGGAGCUGCUUCAGCCUCCCGCCGCCGACAGUCUGGGAGGAACUGUGGACUGUGAGCUCAGUAAGGGUUGUUCUCUUCACCUGGCCCAGCGCUGGAGCCAGUUGUUCAACAUCCAGCUCAGACGGAUGCCCAUCUUAUCCAAGGACUCUGCACCUGGACUCAUCAUGGCCACAGGAUCUGUUGGGAAGAACUUGGCGAGCAAACCCAACGUGUAUGUGUCCAGCAGCGCUGGAGCGCGGUGGAGAGAGUCUUUGGCAGGACCGCAUUUCUACACCUGGGGGGACCAUGGUGGCAUCUUAGUGGCUAUCGCACAAGGGGGCUCCACCACACAUCUGAAGUUCAGCACCAACGAAGGUGAGACCUGGACUGACUUCCAGUUCUCAGACAAAGAGGUGUACGUUUACCAGCUGCUGACGGAGCCCGGGGAGAAGAGCACCAUCUUCACCAUCUUUGGUUCCUACGCAAACCAGAGGCACAGCUGGCUGAUCCUGCAGGUCAACACCUCGGACGUCCUGGGUGUCCCUUGUUCUGAUGCCGACUACAAGCGCUGGUCUCCGUCAGACGAACACGGUAACGAGUGUCUGCUGGGCAGAGAGAUAACAUUUAAGAGACGAGCGCCACACGCCACGUGUUUCAACGGAGAGGACUUCGACCGACCCGUCACCGUCUCCAACUGCUCCUGCACACGCCAGGACUACGAGUGUGACUACGGCUUCAAGCUGAGCGAGGACUUGUCUCUGCAGGUGUGCGUUCCUGACCCUGAGUUCUCAGGUGACCUCUACGCUCCACCGGUUCCCUGUCCCGUCGGUACCACGUACAGACGCAGUAAAGGUUACCGGAAGGUUCCGGGAGACAGCUGCAGUGGGGGCGAUGUGGAGUCCAGGCUGGAUGGAGAGAUGCUGCCGUGUCCUGUGGGAGAGAGUAACGAGUUCAUUCUUUACGCCGUGAGAAACUCCAUCCACCGCUACGACCUGGCCACCGGCACGGACCAGGCUCUGCCUCUGGCCGGACUCAGGGAAGCUGUGGCUCUGGACUUUGAUUAUGACAGAAACUGUCUGUACUGGGCUGACAUCUCCCUGGACACAAUACAGCGUCUGUGUCUGAACGGCAGCACAGGUCAGGAGGUCGUAGUGAGGAAGGACCUGCAGAAUGUGGAGGCCCUGACCUUUGACCCCAUAAGCAGACUCCUGUACUGGGUUGAUGCUGGAGCUCGGAAGAUUGAGGUUUCUAACCCUGAUGGAGAUUUGCGCCACACUUUGCUCAACUCUUCGAUCCUGGAACAUCCUCGUGCUCUGGUUCUGCUUCCUGGAGAGAGGAAUGACCUUUACUGGGAUGACUGGUCCAGGAUGGGAAUCUUUAAAGCUCCAAAAGCCGGUUCUCAGAACAACGAGCUGAUCGUCGGACGACUGACUGGAGUCAUGGACCUGAAGAUCUUCUACAAGGGGAAGAAUCGAGGUCAUAACGCCUGUGCCGACCAGCCCUGCAGCCUCCUCUGUCUGCCCCAGCCGGGCCACCGACACACCUGUGUAUGCCCUGACGGUGCUCCGACUGUAGCCCUGCCCGACGGUGAGCUGCAGUGUCAGUGUCCGAAAGGUUACCAGCUAGAGAACAACACCUGCGUGAAGACUGAACACAGCUGCCUGCCCAACCAGUACCGCUGCUCCAACGGUCGCUGCAUCAGCAGCAUCUGGAAGUGCGACAGCGACAACGACUGUGGAGACAUGAGCGAUGAGCAGGAGUGUCCCACUACCAUGUGUGACCCGUCCAACCAGUUCCGCUGUGUGGCCUCAGGGUCCUGCAUUCCCCUGGCCUUCAAAUGCGAUCAUGAAGACGACUGUGGAGACAACAGCGAUGAAGAACACUGCGAGUCUCAUCAGUGUGGCCCUGGAGACUUCACAUGCGCUCGGGGAGUGUGUAUCCGUGAGGCAUGGAGGUGUGAUGGAGACAACGACUGCAGAGACUGGUCAGACGAAGCCAACUGCACAGUGGGACAUCACACCUGUGAGGCCAGCAGCUUCCAGUGUCACACAGGUCACUGUAUACCGCAGCGCUGGAUGUGUGACGGAGAUGACGAUUGUCAGGAUGAUUCAGAUGAAGACCCUCGAUACUGUGAAGGAACUCGGUGCAAAGGCUUCCUCUGCUCCAAUGACACCUGCCUACCCGCAACUGUCCACUGCAACGGCAUCAAAGAGUGUCCAGAUGGCGCCGAUGAGCAGAACUGUGACCCUCUCUGCACCCGUUACAUGGAGUUUGUCUGCAAGAACCGAGCCCAGUGCCUGUUUCAGUCUCUGGUCUGCGAUGGAAUCAAACACUGCGAGGACGGUUCAGAUGAGGACGCCGAGUACGCCGGCUGUGCCACACCGUCCGAGUUUGGAAAAGUGUGUGAUGCCUACACAUUCCAGUGCGCCAACGGAGUGUGUGUGAGCCUGGAGUGGAAGUGCGACGGCAUGGACGACUGUGGAGAUUAUUCUGACGAGGCCAACUGUGCUGCUCCCACCGAGGUUCCAGGCUGCUCCAGAUAUUUCCAGUACGAGUGUAAGAACGGACGCUGCAUUCCAACAUGGUGGAAGUGUGACGGGGAGAACGACUGUGGCGACUGGUCUGACGAGUCCCAGUGUACUGGUGGUGUUACCCCCCACACUGCGUCCCCCGGCCCCUCCACCUGCGCCCCCAAUCGUUUCCACUGUGGCUCUGGCGCUUGUAUCAUCAACACCUGGGUGUGUGACGGUUACACCGACUGUCCUGACGGCAGCGACGAGCUGGGCUGUCCCACAGCAGUGAAUGGAACCGUAACGCUGCCUCCAGUGGUCACACAGGCUCCUCCUCCCGUCCCUGGUCGGUGCAGUCGAGGUCAGUUCCUGUGUCGCCGUCCUCCUCGCUGCAUCCCCGACUGGCAGCGCUGCGACGGACAGGUCCACUGUGAGGACGGCUCGGACGAAAUGCACUGUCCCACCCGCGGUCUCCUCGUCUGUGUGAACGGAUCCCGCUGUUCUGACGGCGAAGCCUGCAUUCAGGACAGCGAGAGGUGCGACGGCUUCCUGGACUGUUCUGACCACAGUGACGAGGACAACUGCACCGUGGACGCCCUGGUGUAUAAAGUCCAGAACCUCCAGUGGACACCAGAUGUCCAAGGCGCCGUUACCCUGACCUGGUCUCGCCCUAAGAACCUCCCCCUGGAUUCCUGCUACUUCCUGGUCUACUACAGACUGAUGGGUGUGCAGCAGUGGACCAUCAUGGACACCCACAGCAACAAGACCAGCUACAAACUGACGGUGCUGAAGCCAGACGCCACCUACCAGGCGAAGGUGCUGACUCAGUGCCUCAGUAAGGUGCACAAAACCAACGAGGUGGUCGCCAUCAGGACCCCAGAGGGAGUACCGGACCCGCCUCAGAACCUGCAGCUUUCCUGUGAUAACAGUGAGGACGGGACGGUGCAGGUCUCCUGGACUCCUCCUGAUAAAGGACACGGACUGGUCAGAGUAUAUAUUGUUGAGUACAGUGACCGUGAAGGCGUUGAAUGGAUGUCACAGAGAAGUUUUACCACGAACAUUGAGGUGAAGGAGCUGCAGCCGGACAAGCUGUACAGGUUCAGGGUGGCAGCAGUGACCAGCAGAGGGAUGGGAAACUGGACAGAGGUCAAAUCCAUCACUCCCAAAAAAGGUAAAAAUCUUCUCUUGCCUCCGCAGCGUUUAUCUGUGCAGCACCGCCAUCUGCUGGAAUCUAAACGACAGCGUGUGAAUAAUUGUGAAUUCUUCCUGAUUUAUGAUCAGCCAGGUACUCGCACGACCUUGUGCCAUUCCACCCAUUUAUUCCACGUGUACUUCCUGUUUGCAGCCACUAACCUGACAGCGGGCACGGUGUACGAAGUGGCGGUGUGGGCUCACACCAGCAUCGGUGACAGUCCCACCGCUCUGUCCCAUCACCAGACCACAGGCACUCAGCCGGAGAGACCCCUCCUCAAAACCAGAGCGCUGAACCAGACGGCGGUGGACUGCAGCUGGACCAUCGGUGGACCGUCUGCCCAGAUGUACGGUGUGUUUUACGCCACCUCUUUCCUGGACCUGUACCGGAGCCCCCACAUGGUCCACACCCCCUCUCUCAGCCUCACUGUCACGGUCAACAGUGAUGAACAGUAUCUGUUCCUGGUGCGUGUCACCUCUCCGUUCUUUGGCCCCCCCUCCGACUACUCCGUCGUCAAGAUGAUUCCCAGUGAAAGGCUGCCGCCCAGAAACCUCCACCGCGUCCGAGUGGACAAAACACAGGCCACGCUGAAAUGGCAGCCGCCGUACGACGCCCCAAACACACCCCUGACGUAUGCUGUACACGUGCGGGAUGUGAUCCGGAAACUGGAGCGGGACUACAAGGUGACCACACAGAACAACACGGUGGAGUUCACGAUGAAGGGCCUGGAGCCUGGAGGACGGUACAGCGUCUCCGUCCGUCUGCUGAACAUGAGCAAAGAGGCCAGCUUCACCCUGAGCACAGUUCCUCUUCCUGCUCCUGAGGCCUUAAAGAUCCUGACGGAGAAAGAUCACGUCUUCCUGUUCUGGAAGAGUCUGGCCGUCAGAGAAAAGGACUUCAAUGAGAGCAGGGGGUACGAAGUGCACGUGUACGACAGUGUGACCAACCAGACGACCUUCCUGGGAAACACCACAGAAACGUUCUUCCGCAUCAACAGCCUGCUGAUGCGUCACAACUACACCUUUUCAGUGCAGGCGCGCUGUCUGCUCAGUGGACAGUUGUGUGGAGAACCUGCCCUGCUGCUGUACAACCAGUUCACCGCAGGUGCCACAGACGCGGCUCUCAGGGAGGGUCAGUCUGGAGACAUGGCAGCUGUGGUGGUUCCUGUCCUCUUCCUCCUACUCCUGGGAGUGUGCGGCAGCCUGGUGGCGCUCUACAUCAGACAUCGAAGGCUUCAGAACAAUUUCACAGCCUUUGCCAACUCCCACUAUAACUCUCGUCUGGGCUCUGCCAUCUUCUCCUCCGGGGACGAACUGGGCGACGACGACGAAGACGAUCCGAUGAUCAGCGGCUUCUCCGACGACGUUCCCAUGGUCAUCGCGUAGCAGCCCCUCCCUCCACCCACCU
Molecule: messenger RNA, 6640 nt
Organism: Cynoglossus semilaevis (tongue sole)
Lineage: Eukaryota; Metazoa; Chordata; Actinopteri; Pleuronectiformes; Cynoglossidae
Gene: sorl1
Product: sortilin-related receptor, L(DLR class) A repeats containing
Exons: 45
Coding region: 160-6618 (2152 amino acids)
Biological process (GO): post-Golgi vesicle-mediated transport; protein retention in Golgi apparatus; protein targeting to lysosome
Cellular component (GO): membrane; Golgi apparatus
Molecular function (GO): protein binding
Source: RefSeq, a predicted model, not a curated record